AUGGCUAUUCCAACGCUCGAUUUCUCCAAGUUCCAGAGCGGCUCGGACGCAGAACGUCGUGAAUUUGCCUCUGCUCUAACGGAAGGAUUCAUGGGCCUCGGUUUUGUCAAGCUGAUCAACCAUGGCUUCUCCAAGGAUGAAAUUACUCAUUUGUUCCAAUUGAACAAAGAUUUUUUCGACUUGCCUAAUUCAUGCAAAGCUAGCAUCCAGAAUGAUGAAGGUCCCAAGCCGCAACGAGGAUGGAGUAGCCUUGGAGCCGAAAAGACAGGCCUACUGAACCCAGGUGGCAAGACUAAUCUCGCAAAAACCGAUCAACACGACCUCCAAGAUGCGAAGGAGCACUUCGAUACAGGCCCAGCUGGAGACAUGCAAUAUCAGAACAAAUGGCCCUCUCCGGAUCGCCUGCCCGGGUUUCGACCAUGGCUGGAGUCGUACUUUACCCGUAGCCAGGCCAUCACGCUGGGGCUGAUGGCAGCGCUGGAGCUUGGUCUGGGGAUUCCUGAGGGUAGCUUCGUUGGCUUAUGCCAGGGCCACGCCAGCGAGCUGCGCCUGAACCACUACCCUUCCAUUGCCGUCCGCACGCUCGAGGAAGGGAAGACAAGCCGUAUUUGGCCCCAUACUGACUUUGGCAUCAUCACGCUCCUGGCGCAGGAUGACCGUGGCGGCCUUGAGGUGCAAAACAAGGAGGCCCCGGAUGAGUUCAUCCCUGCGCCGCGCGAGGAUCCGACUGAGUUUGUGGUGAACAUCGGCGACACCCUCGAAAGGCGGGGAGUUUCCAGCGGCAACGAUGAGAUGUUGCCGGCGCGGCGAUCCAUUGCUUUUUUCCUUAAGGCUCACCGGGAUAUGUCCGUUGGACCGCUGCUACCAUUUGUGACGGAUUCCCGUCCUUCCCACUAUGAGGACAUGACGGCUUUGGCAUAUCAGCAGUUGCGGACGAAUAUCGUUUAUUAG
Penicillium robsamsonii is the source of this 951-nucleotide messenger RNA. RefSeq names its product isopenicillin N synthase family dioxygenase. The record is from RefSeq and is a predicted model, not a curated record. The coding region runs from base 1 to 951 and encodes 316 amino acids. The transcript is spliced from 4 exons. Lineage: Eukaryota; Fungi; Ascomycota; Eurotiomycetes; Eurotiales; Aspergillaceae.